AUGGCUGGUUUAGUAGUUUUUGAGGGUGCCCGACACUUCCGUUUACGCCUUGUGCUUGCUGUUUUGGCAGGCCAGCAUAUCAAGAUUACCAGGAUCCGUUCCGAUGACAUGAACCCUGGUUUGAGAGACUACGAGGUGUCAUUUCUUAGGCUUCUUGAGGCCGUUACCAAUGGAUCUCACAUUGAGAUAUCUUAUACUGGUACAAGUGUCAUUUUCAGACCUGGCAUUAUCAUUGGUGGGCAACUAACGCACAACUGCACGGGGAAGAAACCUAUUGGGUACUUUCUAGAACCGAUGCUAUAUCUUGCGCCCUUCUCGAAGAAGAAGUUUUCAAUCAUCUUCAAGGGAUUAACAAGCUCCGACAGCACAAGAGAUGCUGGAUUGGAGGCUAUAAAGUGGGGUCUUAUACCCGUCAUGAAGAAGUUUGGUGUGAGGGAAGUAGAGCUCCAUAUACUAAAAAGAGGCUCCCCACCUUUGGGCGGUGGUGAAGUCCAUUUGUUGUGCAACUCCCUAAUCCUACAACCACUCACGAUACAUGCAUUGGAAACUCCAAAAAUGUCUACCAUCCGUGGUGUUGCCUACUGCACGAGAGUUUCUCCAUCGGUGGUGAACAGAAUAAUCGAUGCUGCUAGAAAAGUGUUGAAGCCUACCGGGGUCGAGGUAAAUAUCACCGCAGAUGUUUGGAGAGGAGAGAAUUCGGGGAAAUCUCCAGGUUUUGGUGUCACUUUGGUCGCGGAGUCGAAGAGAGGUUGGAGGAUUUUUGCUGAGGGAACGGGCACGGCUGGCUCCUUACCAGAGGACUUGGGACAAAAGGUUGCCUACGAGCUUCUUGACGAGCUUAGUAAAAGUGCUGUUUUGGGACGCAAUCAGCUAAAGUUGGCAUUGGCAUACAUGGUAAUUGGCAAAGAGGAUGUGGGUAGAUUGAAGAUACAUAAGUCACAGGUUGAUGAACAGUUCAUUUGGUUUUUGAGAGACUUAAAGUCCAUUUUCGGACUGGAAGCUUACUUGAAGGACGGCGCAGAAGAAGGCGAAAACGAUUAUAUGACAGUCGCGAUCAAGGGUAAUGGCUUCACCAGCGCAUCAAAGAAGAGAGCUUAA
Candidozyma auris is the source of this 1098-nucleotide messenger RNA. It is a transcript of the gene RCL1, whose product is annotated as rRNA-processing endoribonuclease. Gene Ontology annotation, biological process: ribosome biogenesis; endonucleolytic cleavage of tricistronic rRNA transcript (SSU-rRNA, 5.8S rRNA, LSU-rRNA). The transcript has a single exon. Gene Ontology annotation, cellular component: nucleolus. The record is from RefSeq and is a predicted model, not a curated record. Lineage: Eukaryota; Fungi; Ascomycota; Pichiomycetes; Serinales; Metschnikowiaceae. Bases 1 to 1098 code for a protein of 365 amino acids. Gene Ontology annotation, molecular function: RNA endonuclease activity.